AGACAUUUCCUCUAAUUCUGGCGCCAUUUCCUCUUCUUUGCCGAUCAAUAUUUAUAAAUGUAAAUUUCCUAUCACUUCACUUGAAACCAUUCUUUUGUGUCACCCUACAAUGGCCGCCUCGUCUUCGUCUUCAUCGCUUUUUUCUCUCGGUUUCUUGUUGGUUUCACUGUCUCUGUCUUUCCAUUUCUGCCAAAGGGUAAAGGCACAUCUUGAAUCCAUUCACAAGCAUGCUGUGGACGAUCCAGAGGAAAUUGUAUCAAUGGUUCAAGAGAAAAUCCGAAAUGCUACGGCGAGGAGGAAACUGAUGGGAGGAAACAACCAAUACUACACCCCAACAGGGAACCCCAUUGACGACUGCUGGCGCACCAACCGCAUGUGGCGGAGAGACCGAAAGCGGCUGGCGGACUGCGGCAUGGGAUUCGGCCAGCGGGCAACCGGCGGCCGCGAAGGCAGGUUCUACGUGGUGACGGACUCCGGCGACGACAACCCGGUGAGCCCCAGGCCGGGCACGCUCCGGCACGCGGUCAUCCAGGAGGAGCCGCUGUGGAUCGUGUUCAAGGGGGACAUGCUCAUCACGCUGAAGCAGGAGCUGAUCAUCAACAGCCACAAGACCAUCGACGGCCGCGGGGCCCACGUACACGUGGCGUACGGCGCGUGCCUGACGCUCCAGUACGUCACCAACGUCAUCAUCCACGGGUUGAACAUCCACGGCUGCCGGCCCACGGGGAACGCCAUGGUCCGGAGCUCCACCACCCAUUUCGGGUGGAGGACGAUGGCGGACGGGGAUGCCAUUUCGCUCUUCGGGGCCACUAACAUUUGGAUCGACCACAACUCUCUUUCCAACUGUGCUGAUGGACUAGUCGAUGCGAUCAUGGGGUCCACCGCCAUCACCAUUUCCAACAACUACUUCUCCCGCCACAACGAGGUGAUGCUGCUAGGGCACUCGGAUUCAUACACAAAAGACAAGAACAUGCAGGUGACAAUAGCCUUCAACCACUUUGGGGAAGGUCUGAUACAGAGAAUGCCAAGGUGCAGGCACGGCUACUUCCAUGUGGUGAACAAUGACUACACCCAUUGGGAGAUGUAUGCCAUCGGCGGCAGUGCCAGUCCCACCAUCAACUCCCAAGGCAACCGGUUCCUCGCCCCUAACGACCGCAAUGCCAAAGAGGUGACAAAAAGGAAUAAUGCAAAUGUGUGGGAGUUGAAGAGUUGGAACUGGAGAUCAGAAGGGGACCUUAUGCUGAAUGGGGCAUACUUCACACAGUCUGGCACUUCAACUUCAUAUUCCAGGGCUUAUAGUUUGGAGGCAAAGCCAAUCUCCAUGUUGCCAGCCAUCACUACUUCUGCCGGUGCUCUUGGCUAGCUACCUACCUGUCCCAAAGGAAACCGCCGUUGCUAACUAUAUAUACACAUAUAGCUAGCAAUAAUUUCUUUUCCGUUUC
This is a messenger RNA of Cuscuta campestris, 1442 nucleotides long. NCBI's taxonomy places the organism in Eukaryota, Viridiplantae, Streptophyta, Magnoliopsida, Solanales, Convolvulaceae. The record is from the annotation of a GenBank genome assembly.